Trypanosoma cruzi is the source of this 897-nucleotide messenger RNA. Its product is annotated as protein kinase, putative. Bases 1 to 897 code for a protein of 298 amino acids. The record is from RefSeq and is a predicted model, not a curated record. NCBI's taxonomy places the organism in Eukaryota, Euglenozoa, Kinetoplastea, Trypanosomatida, Trypanosomatidae. Gene Ontology annotation, biological process: protein phosphorylation. Gene Ontology annotation, cellular component: cytoplasm. The transcript has a single exon. Gene Ontology annotation, molecular function: protein serine/threonine kinase activity; ATP binding.
AUGGAUGAAGAGGAAGCGGAGCGCACCGAGGCGCCGACGGUGCGUGCCCUGUGCGAUAACAAUUGGGAGGAGCGUGUGCUGGUGCGCCGUGGGAAACACAGUCGUUUCUACCGUGUACAUUGGGCAAAAGGGGGCCUCUGGCUUGGGCUCAAGGAGGAGGAGUGCGUGGAUCCUCUUGCCACGGUACGCAACGUUUCACCGAUACAGCGCCUGCAUUCGAAGUUUAUUCUACACCAUUACGAUAUUUGCGUCGACGCCAACCGCGAUACUCUGCUGUUGGUGUUGACAGAGUUGAUGGACUAUUCCCUCAGCGACGUGAUGCACCGUCAUUGCAGCCGCGGUCAUCUGACGGAAUGCCAAGCGAGGGCCGUAGCUUUUCUUACAUUGCAUGCCCUGGUAGACCUUCAUGACAGGAUUGGCAUGGUGCACGGUGACUUAAGUCCCUCCAACAUUUUGUUGCGUGCUACGGGAGAACUGAAGCUUGGUGAUUUAUCCAGUGCGAUGCCCGUGAAUGCGGCGGUGGACUGCUUUAGCGGCACGGUGCUUUAUACCGCCGUUGAGGUGUUAAGGGACCGGCAGUGGGCUUCCAGUCCAAGCAGCGACGUAUGGGCAUUGGGUGUGACGCUGCAUGAGUGUGUAAGCGGCAGCCAUCCAUUCAGUGGGAACUCCGACGAGAAUUUUUGGGAAUUUUUGUCGCUGAUGGAGGCGGCGAUGCAAGCGCAGCAACAACCCUUGUGUCCACCAUGUUUUAGCCGCGACUUUCAUGACAUUCUAUCAGCCAUGCUUUGCUGGGACCCCGCUCGGCGGCCCACUGCCCGCUCGCUCUUGGAGCACGCAUGGUUCUCCCAAUACAGUGUCGCUGCUGCGCAGCGGGUGUUAUGCCUCAUUGCUCACUGA